This is a messenger RNA of Meriones unguiculatus (Mongolian gerbil), 1340 nucleotides long. It is a transcript of the gene Bsg, whose product is annotated as basigin (Ok blood group). Gene Ontology annotation, molecular function: cell adhesion molecule binding. The record is from RefSeq and is a predicted model, not a curated record. The coding region runs from base 94 to 906 and encodes 270 amino acids. Lineage: Eukaryota; Metazoa; Chordata; Mammalia; Rodentia; Muridae. The transcript has 7 exons. Gene Ontology annotation, biological process: cell-cell adhesion. Gene Ontology annotation, cellular component: cell-cell junction.
UUGCGUCCUUGCGAGCGUGCGUGCGUGAGCGCGCGCCCCGCCCUCUCUGCCUUCUUAUACAGCCGCAGCCGGCCCCCGCUUGGACGAGGCGACAUGGCGGCCGCGCUGCUGCUGGCGCUGGGCUUCACGCUCCUGGGAGGCCAAGGCGCCUUGGCGGCGGCGGGCACCAUCACAACCUCUGUCCGUGACGUUGGCUCCAAGACACACCUUACCUGCUCUUUGAACAGCAGUGGCGUCGACAUUGUUGGCCACCGCUGGAUGAGGGGUGGCCAAGUGCUGCAGGAGGACACGUUGCCCGACCUGCAGAUGCAGUACACGGUGGACACACAUGACCGCUCUGGUACAUAUUCCUGCAUCUUUCUCCCUGAGCCUGUGGGCAGAAGUGACAUCGAUGUGGAGGGGCUACCCCGGAUCAGGAGUGUAAAGAAGUCAGAGCAUGGCAGUGAAGGAGAGAAUGCGAAGCUGGUCUGCAAGUCUGACUCCUCUCACCCUCCUAUCAAUGAGUGGGCGUGGUUUAAGAUCUCUGACUCUGGGGACCAGCCCAUCACUAAUACCUCUGACUACAAGUAUGCUGUGAGUUCCACACCUGAGAAGACAGAGCUGACCAUCAGCAAUCUGGACAUAAAUACUGACGCCGGCACCUAUGCCUGUAACGCCACCAACUCCCAGGGCAGUGUGCAGGAGACCAUCACCCUGCGUGUGCGCAGCCGCCUGGCUGCCCUCUGGCCCUUCCUGGGCAUUGUGGCUGAGGUCCUGGUGUUGGUCACCAUCAUCUUUAUCUAUGAGAAGCGGCGGAAGCCAGACCAGCCCCUGGACGAGGAUGACCCCGGCACCGCCCCACUGAAGGGCAGCGGGCUUCACAUGAAUGACAAGGACAAGAAUGUACGCCAGAGGAACGCCACCUGAGUGGCAGGGCAGGUGGGGGAGCGCCAGGGUGCCUGACCUCAGCGUCUGCCUCCACUACUGUGUCCCAUCCCGUCCCCACCUGAGCCAACCCAGCCUGACUCCCUGUCCCAGCCCGGGUGAAGAAGCCUCACCUUGCAGAAAGCCUACCUGGAAGAAACGAGCCACCUGCAGCACCCCUGUCUCUAGUUUAAACUAAAUGAGGGUCUCUGCAGAGUCCAUUCCUUAGGGGGUUCUGUUUUUAUUUUUCCUUCCCUUUUAAGCGUGUCACUACAGCCCUGUGGAGUGGGGAAAUGGGGCCUGUCCUUGGUCAUGAGGGAGAGGCCAGGGCAAGCUGACUUGCCACCACUUGCUCCCUUGUAUGGGACUGCCCAUUCCCACCAUAGGCAACAUGGCUGGGCCUGCUGGGACCCCACAAAUAAAGACCUACCCCACCA